Molecule: messenger RNA, 2142 nt
Organism: Habropoda laboriosa
Lineage: Eukaryota; Metazoa; Arthropoda; Insecta; Hymenoptera; Apidae
Product: protein SERAC1
Exons: 15
Coding region: 1-2142 (713 amino acids)
Source: RefSeq, a predicted model, not a curated record
AUGGGAAUACAAACUUAUAAAAAAUAUAUAGAAUACAUAAAAUCAACUGGAAUUUCUAUUGUUGUGGUGGGAGGUUGUUGGUUUUUGUAUCAACUACGACAAGUAUCACAAAUUUUGCAGUCUUCUGUGCCUACCAAUGUUCUGAAUAUGGAACAACCACAGAGUCAAUAUAUUUAUGUUGAUGAUCCUAGAUUUAAAGAUAUGUUUCGAAAAAUUGAGAAUUUACAAUCAUCUGUAGAAAAACAAUCAUUAUCUUUUAGUCACAUUAUAAUGAAAUGGUGGAAAUCAUUCAACCGUAGUAUAGCAUACAAAUUACUGUACAUGGCACAACAUGGGAAUGAAUGGGAAAGUAUAAGGGCUCUCUAUACUCUUAAUUCUUUAAAACAUUUAAAAGAUUGGCACUAUCAACAUAUUGCACAAAUGCUGGAUGCAAAGACUGCAAUAUCCCUUGCAAGAAUGCCAAAUGUUAAUUCAAGAUUUUUUUUAAAGCCACCAUAUUAUUAUAUGCAACACAAAUUACAUGAUGUAAUAGAAAAAGUACAUCAAUUACUUGUCUAUUUAAGUUCAUUGUGUAAAAAUACACAUCCAUGCCUCAUACAAUUUCUUAACAAAAAAUUUAAAGAUACAUAUUCUAGUUUGAUACUUGAUCACGAUUUAACAAGCAUAGGACUGACUGCAUCAACAACCAUAGUAUGGGAUGAAGAGUUAUUACAAAGUUGCGUACAAGCACUAUGCCAUCAUUCUUGCCUUGAACAAUACAGUAAAGAUAUUGUUGAUGCUGGUGGUCUUCCAUUACUAAUGAUAAUAAAGAAAAUAUUCCAUGACAAUAUUAAUGUGUGCAUACUACUUGCAAAAAUAAUUUCUAAUAUUUCACUUCACUCAGAAUAUCUGAAAGAUAUUUUUCAAGCAGGAUGGAUUGGCACAUUAGUAGAAUGGUCUCAAAGCAGUGAUAUUAGAUUGUCAGCACCAGCUGGUCGUGCAUUAGCAAAUUUAGAUAUGGACGAGAAUAAAUAUGUUAAAUACCCAAGACGUAUUUAUCUUCUUCAUCCUCUGCAUAAAACUAAAGCAAAUAUACAAUUGGAUGUUGUUUUCUUACAUGGAUUACUUGGAGGUGUAUUUAUAACAUGGAGGCAAAGAGAUCUAAAUACACCUGCUAUUGGAGUUAUAGAUCCUCUCACUAUACAAGAUGGAAUUAAUACCUUUUCAAGUUUGAUAGAUGAUCAAUCACAAGAAUUUCUAAAAGAUUUAGCUUAUGAUUUGACAAAGCAUGAAUGGGAUCGAGUGGGACAGGAUUUUGAAAUAAUUUUAGAUGAUUGUCCUCAAAAUAACAAUUUGAAAACAAGUGGACCGUUUUCCUGUAGCGGAGAUGAUGCGUGCAUGAAAAAAUUUCAACAUGACAGUCAACAUAGAACACAGUGUUGGCCUAAAGACUGGUUACCGGAGGAUGUUCCAUCUCUUCGAGUAAUUGGAGUAAAUUACGAUACGAAUUUGUCAAUGUGGACUCCUUCGUGUCCAAUAGAAGGCGCAAAAACCACUAUGAGUGAAAGGAGCAAAGAAUAUGUUAAGAAAUUAUUAACCGCGGGUGUUGGGAAACGACCAGCGAUUUGGGUGUGUCAUUCAAUGGGUGGUUUAUUAGUAAAAAAGAUGCUUGUGGAUGAAUGGAAGAAUGGUGAUAAAAAUGAUAUAUGUAAGAAUACACGCGCCAUAAUAUUUUAUAGUACUCCACAUCUAGGCUCUCGUGUGGCAGCGUUAAAACAAACUACACAAAUGGUAGUGUGGCCAUCUGUCGAAGUACAGGAACUUCGUGAAGAGUCGCCACAAUUAUUACAACUACAUAACGAAUUCCUCGAUAUGUUAAAAGAAUAUCCUAUGGAAAUUGUCAGUUUCAGUGAAAUUAAAUCUACUCAUGUGACACCAUUAAAAGUUCCAUUUCAAUUUGUUACUCCUAUAUCGGCAGAUCCUGGAGUAGGAGAAUUUUAUGAAAUUGCACAAGAUCAUUUGUCCAUAUGUAAACCAGCUAACAGACAUUCAUUCCUAUACCAAAAAUUAUUGAGUGUAUUAAAACAUCACAUAACACCUAUUGAAAAAACAAGUGUUUCUCCAGUUAUGGAACUGUUAUCAUUGUCAAGUAAAUUAUUUUAA